This is a messenger RNA of Gadus morhua (Atlantic cod), 6289 nucleotides long. RefSeq names its product MAP/microtubule affinity-regulating kinase 4b (gene mark4b). NCBI's taxonomy places the organism in Eukaryota, Metazoa, Chordata, Actinopteri, Gadiformes, Gadidae. Bases 1078 to 3546 code for a protein of 822 amino acids. Gene Ontology annotation, molecular function: ATP binding; tau-protein kinase activity. The record is from RefSeq and is a predicted model, not a curated record. Gene Ontology annotation, biological process: protein phosphorylation; intracellular signal transduction; microtubule cytoskeleton organization. Gene Ontology annotation, cellular component: cytoplasm. The transcript has 19 exons.
GUGUGUGUGUGUGUGUGUGUGUGUGUGUGUGUGUGUGUGUGUGUGUGUGUGUGUGUGUGUGUGCGGGAAGGCACAGAAGCUGCAGCCCUGCCUAUUAUUCCCGUUGACGUCCCUCCCUCCGGCUCUUGUCACGGUCGCCAGUUCUUUUCCGAGGGAUGCUGUUUUUUUUUUAUAGUUCAAUGAAUAUGUUUCUGACACAGGAAACAUGUUUGUUUUGAUUUCCACGCGGCUAAGCUAAUUGAGUUGUACCGCAUGUAAUUCUUUCUCUUUUUUAAAGCGAAGCCACGGCUAUGGGUUUUAUAAUACGAGAAGGUCACUGUACAUCCGUCGGUUCUUUAUCGGCAGUUUUGCCCCCCAGUCAUUGAUUUCUCCGGGCCUUGUGUUCCUCCACGGGGAGAGAUGUUGAUCGGUACUUCUGGUGCUGUUACUUUUUGCCAGGGAGCGCUUGAUUUCGGACGCAUCGGCGUCUUUGUCCACCUAAAUACAUUUUCUUAACUCCGCGUCCAUGGUCGAAGCGGGUCCUCCUUGUGCGUUUUUGUCUCCAUCGAUGUUGUUCACAUCGGUUCAACACUCAACUAUGUAGCUUCCCCUUUCUCUGAAGGUACUUGAAAAGCUGUCUGAAUAAUAGCAACCGAAAUGGUACGAUAACGACUGGGAAACGAAACCUAUCGGUAGGUUUGUAAUUUAUUUAUUAUUAUUAUUCCAAGAUGAGACUACAACGGUCUGGGAAGCCUCUCUCCCACCGACACCGGGCAGCCAUGAAGUGGAUUUAACGCCAAUGUAUAGCCGGUUGCACCGCUCUUUUCGCUGCAUCACUUCUCGGUGAUCGCUGUCGCCUUUAUCCAACACGAUGAUGGAAAUUGUUUUACAAGAAACCCACCAAUAGCUCAUUUUUAAAACCCCGGUUUCAACCGGCGAAGAGAGGCAUAUUUUGCCCCCAGGAACAGCGACAGCCUGCUUGGCAAGACUGCUGCUGCUCUGCGGCCAAAGCCAACUCUAUAUCCAGGGUGCUGUCCUAAUCCCGGGAAAAACAUCCGUUCCUAACCGACCAGAGACGGUGAAGAUCACUCAGGGACAAUGUCUUCACGCACAGCACUGCCCGGUAUCGAGCGGACCUCGGAUCAUCAUAGCUCCUUGUCGGCCAGCCGCUCAGAGAAGAGCACCGGUUGGUCGAGCCGGUCGCUGGGCGCCAGAUGUCGGAACUCCAUUGCGCUGUGCUCCGACGAGCAGCCGCACAUCGGGAACUACCGGCUGCUCAAGACCAUCGGCAAGGGCAACUUCGCCAAGGUCAAGCUGGCCCGCCACAUCCUGACGGGCAGAGAGGUCGCAAUAAAGAUCAUCGAUAAAACCCAGCUCAACCCGACCAGCCUACAGAAGCUGUUUCGAGAGGUCCGCAUCAUGAAAACACUCAACCACCCCAACAUAGUGCAACUGUUUGAGGUGAUUGAGACGGAGAAGACUCUGUACCUCAUAAUGGAGUACGCAAGCGGAGGCGAGGUGUUUGACUACCUCGUGUCUCACGGGAGGAUGAAGGAAAAGGAGGCCAGAGCCAAGUUCAGACAAAUUGUGUCAGCUGUCCACUACUGCCAUCAGAAGCACAUCGUCCACAGAGACCUGAAGGCUGAGAACCUCCUCCUGGACGCCGACUCCAACAUCAAGAUCGCCGACUUCGGCUUCAGCAACGAGUUCACGAUGGGCAGCAAGCUGGACACCUUCUGCGGCUCCCCGCCCUACGCCGCCCCGGAGCUCUUCCAGGGCAAGAAGUACGACGGCCCCGAGGUGGACAUCUGGAGCCUGGGGGUCAUCCUGUACACGCUGGUCAGCGGCUCGCUGCCCUUCGACGGGCAGAACCUCAAGGAGCUGAGAGAGCGGGUCUUGCGGGGGAAGUACCGCGUCCCCUUCUACAUGUCUACCGACUGCGAGGGAAUCCUGCGGCGUUUCCUGGUACUCAACCCCACCAAACGCUGCACCCUAGAGCAAAUCAUGAAGGACAAGUGGAUGAAUGUGGGCUAUGAGGGAGAUGACCUGUUACCUCACAUAGAGCCUGUUGAGGACUACAACAUCACCAGUCGCAUCGAGGUGAUGGUGGGCAUGGGCUACUCCCGGGACGAGAUCAAAGACGCGCUGACCACCCAGAAGUACAACGAGGUCACCGCCACCUACCUGCUGCUGGGGCGCAAGUCUGAGACUGAGGGGGGUGAUUCUCGCUCUGCCAGCUGUCUCAGUCUGUCCCGGGUGCGUCCCGGCAGCACCAUUACCAACGGGACCAGCAAGCACUCCUCCUCAUCAUCGACGGGACCGGCCUCUUCCUCGUCCUCGGCCCACAAGGCCCAGCGCAGCGCCUCCACCUACCAGAGGCAGAGACGCCACUCUGACUUCUGUGGUCCGGCAGCACCGGGCUCCGCCCAUCCCAAGAGAAGUCCUAGCGGCGUCGGCGAGGGGGCGGGGCUUAAGGAGGAGCGCAUGUCCAUCCGCAAGGCCAGCACUAACACGGUUGGCUCUCGUAGCAUCCCCACCCCCUCCAGCCCGAUGGUGAGCUCCGCCCACAACCCAAAUAAGGCAGAGAUCCCCGAUCGCAGGAAGGAAGUCAACGCAACCACGAACAACAUCCCGGCCAGCGCCAUGACCCGCAGGAACACGUACGUGUGCACGGACCGCAACAGCACCGAGCGGAGCUCACUGCUGCAGAACGGGAAGGAGAACAGCGCCGUCUCCCACCGCCUCCCGCCCGCCUCCCCCUCCACCCACAGCAUCGCCGGGGCGUCCGGAGCCUCCUCCACCGCCUCCACCCCCACAUCCCGGCUGGCCAGAGGCACGUCCGUCCGGAGCACCUUCCACGGGGGGCAGAUCCGGGACCGCCGUCCUCCCUCCCACGUGCCCCCGGUCUCCCCCACGCUGUCCCACGACGCCACCCCCCUCCCCCACGCGCGCACCCGCGCCACCACCAACCUCUUCAGCAAGCUCACCUCCAAGCUGACUCGCAGGGUCACUCUUGACCCCUCUAAACGUCCGGGCUCAAACAAGUCUGUGUCGGGCUGCCCUCUGCCCCAGGGAACCAAACCUGUUAGGUCACAGACGAACCUGAGAGAAUCAGCAGAUCUCCGGUCUCAAGCCUCCGCCUCCGCCCAGCCUCAGACUCAGCCUCUGGUUAGGGCCAGCAGUCGCCAUCUACCUGGGCAUCAGAAGGCGCUGGAGCCCCGGGCCCCCCGAUGCGGCUGGGAUGUGAGGGUGCGGAGCCAGCGGGACCCGGCCGAGGUGGUGCUGGCGCUGCGCGAGGCGGCCCAGAGCUGCGGCUGCCAGGUCCACCAGGCCGGCCCCUUCCUGCUGUCCUGCACGCACGGCGCGGCCGGCGCCCGCGUGGCCUUCGAGGCCGAGGUGUGCCAGCUGCCCGGCGCCAGGGGCCCCCCCGGGGCUUCCGCCGGCCCCGCCGGCGCCCUCGCCGCCGUCCCCGCGCAGAGCAGUGGCGUGCGCUUCAAGCGCCUGUGGGGCGCGCCACUCGCCUUCAGAGACAUCGCCACCAAAGUGUCUAAGGAGCUGGAGCUCUGAGGGCGGGGCGUGGGGGGCGGGGGCGGGGCCACGCCGCACAGGGACAGGGCGGGGCUACGGGGAGGACGACGACGACGGAGGAGGAGGAGGAGGAGGAUCGAGGAAGAUGAGGGUGAGGAGGCGAAGAGCCGCUCGCCGUCAUCUCCUCCUGCUCCUCCUCCUGCUCCUUCUCUCCGCGCGGCGGACGCCCGGCCUCCGGCAGGGACACGCCUCUUCUCCCAGCGGGAGAAACAACGGACGCACAGACACGGAUAGAGCGCCCUCUGCAGGCUGAUGAAGACGAUGGUGACGACUGGAGCUGCCACCUUUGAACCCCCUUGCGUAGGAACCACCACCCCCCCACCAACUCGUGACCUCAUGGAGUCAACCGUCUUUUCCCCUCCAUGAUUCCACAUUUGCCGACGAGAAUGAGCAACUCUGUUUUCUCAUUUUCACUCCUAUUGUAUCAUAUUUGUCAUCAUUCCUUUUUAAAGAGCUGCUAUUUAAAGACUUUUGUUUUAUUUGUUACAUAGUAUUUUGUUAUUGUUGUAUGCUUUUAGAAUGGGCAGGUGAUUAUUGACCUCUGUUGUUUUACAUUUUGGGUCAUGUUGGCGGAGGAUGUUUCCCACCACGAUUUUAAAACGAGAGGGCGCAGUCUGUUUCUCGGCCUCUAGAGGGAGAUGUGCAGAGACUCGCGUCAGUUCCCCUUCACUCGGUUGAGCUGUAGACACAUGUUAAGACGUUCUGUCUGUCCAUUCGUCCAUGGCACCUGUUUUACUGUUCAUGUUGUUUUUAUUGUACCUUGGUACAAACACAUCCCAGUCGGUUCUCAGUCUGCCUACAAACGGAUCGGUAGCUAAACACGACGUUCCCUCACUAGCGAAGCUGCCCCCUGUCCCAUAAUGACACGUAGGUUAGCGGAACAUCACUACUUGUCCACACGAUGAAAUAAAAGGAUGUACUAUACUCCUGUUUUUAUUUUCCUGCACCUUUCACCACACGAUAGAUCUACAUGGGAAGAGUAAGGUCCAAACAAGCAUUGGAAACAAAUAACUUAUUCAAGAGUCCUAGAAAAAGGAGACUGUUACGGUGUGUUAACGGUGAAAGGAAAAACAAGGUUUUCCAACUCAGAGAAUGCUGUUUUUUUUUAUUUUCGAAAGGGAUACAUUUAAAAUAAUGUCUGAUUGUUUGUAUGCUUGUCAGGGAGGUGGAGGUCGUGAAGAUGGAUGACCAGUGAUGUCUAAGGAUUCUAUUGAGUGACGUGCUUUGUAUCCACCUCCAGUACAGGGACUGUAUGGUCCGCUCUCCUUACUCCAAUCUUCACUAAUUUAGAUCCAAAUCUCAAGCAUAACACACAGCAGCGCAGACUACAUUUCAGUGGAAACAGUCAAACCGUGGUGACAAACAUGUCUGUUGGGGAAAUACUAAAAGUGUACUCUCUUGUCUCCUACCUGAAAACCGGUUUGGAUUACUUUGUUGUCGUUGAUGCCGUUUGGGCAGUCCUAGCUGCGCCUGGAAGCCACUGUACACCCCGCGAAUCCCACCAGCCAUACAACACGUCUUAACAGUGUCUACAAAUGCAGACUUACCCAACAGCCAAUCUGUGUUUGACACUCGCUUGUUUCACUAGUAGAACCUGUAGAAUUAGCCACUGUAGUGAUAACGUCACUUCAUGUGAUGAGUUCAAACAGUAUUUGUUUCCUGCUGCCGUGCUGUUCCGUACUGUAGCAAUGGCCGUAGGUCUUGGUCGAUGUGUUUAUGCGGUAAGACCGGUUCGACGACUAAUAGACGCAAGACGCCCUUUCAACACAGAAAAGCCACCAUGUGUUCAUUGAAAGCAACAUUGAUUUGAAUACUCUUCUGUCCCGUCCUAACAUCACUUCCCUAUUUUCAGACCCCGAGUAGCAACACGCUGAACCCUGGUGGCCACACCCUUGGCCUUGUGUUGACCAAUCACACUGCAGUACUGUUAAGGGGGCGUUACGACUGUUGACCCAUCACCUUUGCGUGUUUUCUCAAACGGUGUAGGACUGUUGCGGCGUUGGUCUGGUUGGUACCAUCGGGCCACUGCAGAACCUGGAUGCAUGUGUGAAGUCGGUGUAGCGUUGGUGUCUUCAGCUGUGGAGAGCUAAGGAGGGGGCGUGAAUGAAAUUGCUGACCUUGAAUGACCUCGGUAGGAUGUAGGGUACCCCUCUAUAAAUAAAUAAAGCCACUAACUUAAUAGAAUGUAGCCACUGGACUGGACCCUGGAGCCUGCUCACACGUAUGGUGCAAAGUUCUCUGAACGUAAUCCCAUUUGGUACUAUGUUUGCAGAAAAAUAGGCCGAAGCAUUUGUUGUGUUGACGUUUUUUGAACCAUCUGACUAAACGUGGACUUCUGAAUGUCGACGGUGAAGUGUAAGGACAGACUUCAUAUUUCUACCGCUGUGAUGACUAAUACUUUACCGGGAGACCUGCAGUCCCAUCCAUGAUGGCCACCACUGUCUUAAAUGUUAAAGCUGUGAUUUAGGGCUAAUCCUUUGCCAACUCUUUUUCUGUUCAGUUAUUUUUUGGUCCACCACUCCGUACUUUCCGACUGUACUGUCAACGAACAUGAAGCGGGCCACGCUGUGAGACCAGAGCGUUUUGUUGUAGUGUGUGUUGAGGCAGUUGCUUUUAUCAAUGAUACUUACGGGCUGAAUAACCGAUGACCGACCUGCAGUCCGGCUGCAUGUCUCCAAGGAAACCAUGUGUGACGCAAACUCAAUAAAGACUUUCAAACCAC